Messenger RNA from Thamnophis sirtalis, 745 nucleotides. RefSeq names its product LSM6 homolog, U6 small nuclear RNA and mRNA degradation associated (gene LSM6). Gene Ontology annotation, molecular function: RNA binding. Gene Ontology annotation, biological process: mRNA splicing, via spliceosome; maturation of SSU-rRNA. The record is from RefSeq and is a predicted model, not a curated record. Gene Ontology annotation, cellular component: P-body; U4/U6 x U5 tri-snRNP complex; sno(s)RNA-containing ribonucleoprotein complex. Lineage: Eukaryota; Metazoa; Chordata; Lepidosauria; Squamata; Natricidae.
GAGGCGGGUCAGGAGCGUUCUGUCGCCGCCGCGUCUUUCGCGGAAGUUCCUGAAUAGCGGUGGCGGCUUUUGAUCGCAGGCGCUGAGCUUCGGCUUUAUUCUCCGCUCCUCCUUUGCUCUCCCGCCGCUAUAUAAGCUCGGCGACGCCACUUUUUACUGGCACGCCGGCCGAGCGCUUGGAUAGGCUUGGAGGGUGCAACCUCACGCCGCGCAGAACCGGAUCGUUUUGAACACGAGUCGAUAGGAUUCCCGCACACCCGGCUGCCGAAGGAGCGGCUGAUUUCACAUUUACUAGCGUGCCUAAGGCUUUCGCUGCUCAAGUGGUUGCAGAACACUUGAAAGAUACCAAAAUGAGCCUACGGAAACAAACUCCAAGUGAUUUCUUGAAGCAAAUCAUAGGAAGACCAGUUGUUGUAAAAUUAAAUUCUGGAGUUGAUUACCGAGGUGUUUUAGCCUGCUUGGAUGGCUACAUGAAUAUUGCUCUGGAACAGACAGAAGAGUAUGUAAAUGGACAAUUGAAAAAUAAAUAUGGAGAUGCCUUCAUCAGAGGAAAUAAUGUCUUAUAUAUAAGUACACAGAAGAGGAGAAUGUGAGCUGAAGAUGGAGUAUUUCAUAUUAACUUUUCUUAAUAAUUGUUUUGUUUCUUCCUUCUGUUGUAAAGUUACAUAAUCUGUAUGAAAAUGGUUUUUUUUAAAAUGUUAAACAAAAUGGAACAUUUUUCUGUUUCAAUAUUGUUUGUAUUAUA